UCCUCGCGGAAGUGACGACACCGGUCGCCAUGGUGGUCGGCGCCUACCCCAUCGCCAAGCUGCUGAUGCUUGGGAUCCGCCAGGUCAGCCGGCCGCUAGCCAACUCCAUCAAGGCCAGCGCCCGGAGGAAUCAGUUCUUUAAGCGUUACAUCUGCUUGCCCCCGGCGCAGGUCUAUCACUGGAUUGAAAUGAAAACCAAGAUGAGGAUCAUGGGGUUCAAAAGUGGCCAGGUGCAACCGUUGAGCGAGGAGGUGGCAGCAGACCUGGGUGCUGAGCUCCUGGGAGAGGGGAUUGUGUUCUUUAUCGGAGGUGCCUGCAUCUUUGCCGAGUACAUGAGGCAGUCCGCCAACUCAGCGAGGAAGGAGGAGGAAUUGAACAGCACGUUGCAGACCCUGCAGGAGCAGGUCGCCCAGCUCUCCCUGACUGUCGAGGAACUCGACGCCCGCAUCCGAGAAAACCAUCGCCUUGUCCACUCACUGCCUCAGGCCUCGAAGUAGCAAUCUGCUCCGAGUUUCGAGAGACCGUGAUGACUGGUUUUUAAAAAAAAUCCGUUGACGGGGAUGGAAAUUAGCCCAAUUCAGACAGUUGCUUGGGUUUUAAAAAACUCUUCCAAGUGAGACCUUUUAUAUUAGGAUGCAGGAGCAGAAGAGUUUGAGCACUGAAGACUAAUCAUUUGCCUCCUGUAAAAACCUCUGAUUUUGACACACAAAUGUGUGGAUGCUGUAAAUUCCUUUGUAUUUGUACUCUCUCAUUUGAAUUCAUGUCUGUACAAACCAUUGUUUGCGCUGUCACUGUGGGUGUGCCUUGAGACCCUGUAACAGUCUGGCAAUCAUGUGAGCUUAAAUUUUGCUGCAUUGUGUUGAACCAUUCCCUAGGUUAAGUCAGAGUUUCAUGCCAUGUAAGUUACUGUGCACUGGAGGACCCACGAGUUGGAAGGAGCUAAAGUCUUGCAACACAGUGCCUUGCAGAAACUGCUUUUGAGAACCUGUGUCACCCUGACUUGCCUCGUUUGAAUAUAGAAAAUGUCUCACUCACCCACAAUAGUGUCUACUGCUUGGAAAACACUAUUGUGUUUGGUAAUUUUGAUUAAACAGGGUAUUUUUCAACACGAAACACUGCCACACUCGAGUUUAUAUUCCAGGCUGCCUUUUAGUUCUAUGCACACUUGGAUGUGUUUAAAAAAAUUUAAGACAGGCACACAUCUUGCACCUUUAGGACGAAUUGUCAUUUUUCUUUCUUGCAGCCUUUACCAGUAUGCUAAAUGUGUCCAGUAACAAGGAAGCAGGUAAAAUUGUAAGGGGAUACCAAAUGCCAACUUACGUCAAUAAUGAUAACUUGCACUGAUGAUGUGGCACCCAAACAGCUUUGGAUAGGGAAGAGGAUUUGAGCCUAGAAUCCCACCUUCUGACCUUGUAUUGCAGUUAGUCUCUCCGUAUCUUACUGCCUGAGCUAGUAAUUUAUUUAAAAGUGAAAUAUGGAUCAUGUUUCUUCAUUUCUGGUGGUUAUAAAUUUCACCAGUAAAGGGCUGGACUUACUUUCCAUUCUGUUAAUGGUAGCAUUUUUUUUUCCAGUGGGAAUGAAUAUCCCUCUCCUCUCAACCCUUCCACAAUGUUAAUAUUUUGCUAAAGUGCAACUGUGUAUAAUAUCAAGUUGAGUUGUGAAAAAUCGCUGGCAGGAUAGCCUUUCUGAAUCUGUGGAUUUAAUUCCUUUUGUGGUCACGACAGGUGAGGAAGACUAUGCUCGCUCUAUUACUUCCUUUUCACAAUUACCAUGUUUGUAUUGAAAAUACACUUCAGUAUCAGGCAUUGGCUUCACUGAGAUAUUUUCAUAUCUGGAAUAAAUUUGAGGUCGUCAAAUUGUCACAGUGAAAUGGCCGGUUGUGCUGUACCUCCAAAUCUCCCCCUCUCAGGCCAUCUGUGGCUCAGAGGAAAGCUCUCUUGCCUCUACAUUGGGCAGAUGUGAGCUCUAGUCCCAAUUUAGACAGACUGAAGCAUAAUACAUUUGACUGCCUGUGAAGAUGCCACCUUUAUGGCAAACAACUGGGUUGUGAUUGCGGUGCUAGUAGCAUGGGUUCAAUUCCUACACCAGCUGAAGUUACCAUGAAGGAUUCUCCUUCUUAACCUCUCUCCUGACCUGAGCAGUCAUGAUCCUUCGGGUGAAUCACCACGAGUUCUCUCUUCGCUGUGAGUGCAUCCCUAUGGUUCAGUAGCAUGUUACAACUAUUUUAUUUGAAAAGCAAUAGGUACUUGAUUCUUACCAUUACGGUAUUACAAUUUUCUCAGCAUCCCCAUCCAACCCCUUCAGUAAUCUCGGCUCAUUCCCCAAGAUCGCAAAAGAUAGGUGUGGAAUGUUAGUAUGUCUGUAGAUACUGAGGCCUGAGAGUGUGUGGGGUCUCAGCACAGUGAAUGAGAUCUAUGCUUUAGUGACUGACAUGCUCAUUUAUCUUCAAUAAAAGAUUUAUUUACAAAACAAUUGUAAAAUCAUAAAUAAAAUCUAUUGAUGACAGUG
Stegostoma tigrinum is the source of this 2508-nucleotide messenger RNA. It is a transcript of the gene opa3, whose product is annotated as outer mitochondrial membrane lipid metabolism regulator OPA3. Gene Ontology annotation, cellular component: mitochondrion. The record is from RefSeq and is a predicted model, not a curated record. NCBI's taxonomy places the organism in Eukaryota, Metazoa, Chordata, Chondrichthyes, Orectolobiformes, Stegostomatidae. The transcript has 2 exons. The coding region runs from base 30 to 497 and encodes 155 amino acids. Gene Ontology annotation, biological process: regulation of lipid metabolic process.